Molecule: messenger RNA, 2088 nt
Organism: Yarrowia lipolytica CLIB122
Lineage: Eukaryota; Fungi; Ascomycota; Dipodascomycetes; Dipodascales
Source: RefSeq, a predicted model, not a curated record
AUGCCGUUAUUCCUAGAAACCACGGUUGGAGAGUCGCUCACAGCUCGAACCAACGCGCUGGCAACGUUCAAGGAGCUGGGUCCCCCCGACCUGGUGCACUUGACCAAGGUGGACCACCGAGGCGAGUCCGGGACCUACCACUACGUUAUUGGUGUCGACGUGUCGUCUGCGGCGUCUGUGGCCGUCCACCUCAACCAACUGACCUACUCUCUUGGAGAGGAGCAGCUGUGGUUUGGCAAGCCCCAGACAUGGAAGAUUACCCAAGGUCUGCUGUGUUCGUUCAAUGCCUUCACCAAGUGUGACGUACGAAUCAUUGUAAAGAUCCCCGGCGGCGUGGAGUCGUACUUUGUGGACCCUCGAGGCGAGAGACACUCCAUGACCGACCAGGUGUGGCUGGAAACAUACAUGAGUGCCAUGAUCCGGUCGUUACUGUUUGCCGACGACGACACUUUCUUGACGCAUGGCUGUCUCAAGCUGCGACCUCUGCCGCUGAAGAAGAAGAAUGUGGUCAACGGCGACUCUGACGAGGGCAACUCGUCCAAGAAGGACGCCACUUCACUGCCCAGCUUGAUCCCCGAUUCCGACAAUGACGUCUAUCUUGGCGGCGACUUCUUCCUUGACACCUUUGAGCGUCUUUUCGGCAUUGGGCCUCUUUCGGGCGCCUGUUCAGAGAUCCAGGUGCCUACUCUCGUCAGCAAUUAUCUUGUUGACGCGUUCAUGGCCUUCAUGCGAAUCACCCGGCUGUACGACAGAGGUCUGGAGAUUGUGCGACGUUUGCAGACCGAGUACCCCGAGGUGGUGUCUCUGAUUGCACGAAUCCAGCUGCUGAUGGACGAGGAGGUGGAAGCCGUUAAGACCAUGGUAAAGGGCUUGGAGGAGAAUGGCCGGGACGCAGAUCUGCUCUCCCUGCAGGCCGAGUUCCUGCUGUCCAAGAACCGAGAGGAUAUGGCUCUUGGAUGCGCCACACGAGCCGUCAACUCUGCUCCCUCAGAGUCCAAGCUGUGGACAGAGCUGGUGCAGGUGUAUAUUCGCCAGAAGGAUUGGGAAAACGCCCUUCUAACGCUCAACUCUUGUCCCAUGUUCACAUACCACGAGCACGACCAGCAUCGAAUGCCCGCCCCCGCCAAGAGUCACUACCCCCUGCCUCUGGAUGGCAUUCUCAAGGACGUUUACGAGGCGUCGCAGGUCGACCAGACCGAGGAGCAUGCGCAGAUCGACCCCAAGCUCCUGAAGCUACCCGCCCCCAACCUGCGGGCCACCUUUGCCAAGGUCUACGAACAUCUUACGGCCAUUGUUCACGAGAUUGGCUGGGACCAGCUGCUGGAGGUGCGAUCACGUGUGUUUGUGAUGGAUGAGGAGUACAAACGUGGCGGCCGUAGCGACAAGUCGAACAACCAGUCUGGGUCUGCUUCUACUGCGGCCAUCCCACCUGCUUCCGCCACUGCCUCGGUUGCUGGAUCUACCACUGCCGUCGGAUCUGCUGGUCUCACGGCGCCUGAAACCUCACACGCCAACGUCUCGUCGACAAGCGUGUCUGCACCGCAGUUCCGACACAAGCGACUGUGCGAGCGGUGGCUGGACAAUCUGUUUAUGGUGCUGUACGAGGAUCUCAAGGUGUACACUGUGUGGCGGGCCGAGAUGCUGUACUCGCAGAGCGAAAACCGGCCGUUUGAGAAACAUGCGCUGGAGUGGGAGAUUUUGGGUCUGGUUGCAUUCCGUCUGCGGCAUUAUAACGAGGCUGUUGACGCAUUUAUGCACUCGCUUUCGGCUCGGUUCUCUGCACGUGUGUGCUGGAAGCUCUUGCAGUACUACUCGGACGUGUAUCCCGAGCAGGAGAAGCAGCUUGCUCCUCAGGUGAGCAAGACUGUUGCCCGGGUGGCCGAGGAGCGGGAGAUUGAUGUGCUUGUGCGGCUCGUGUCCUUCAACCACCGGUGCUACUCGGUUUUCUCCGUCAAGCUUAUUGAGGCGUACCGAAAGCUGGUGGAUCGGGACGGCCUGGUCAAGAUCCAGAACCGGAUCCGAGCCAUUUUCUAUGAUGACAAGGGCGUGUUGGAGCUGGUCAACGAGGUGUUCCAGGGAAUUCACUAG